AACUCAACACGUUAUUUCGUGUCACUUGGCAGACCGGGGAACAAAACAGCAAAUUGUUUUGUUAGUCAUCAAUGAUCCAAAGCGGCAAAGUGAGAAAAACAAUUAAAGCCUGUGCUUGUUCGCCUUAAUUGGUCACUUCGAGAUCUGCCUCAAAGACGCACAAAGUCCAGCAGAUCCACCCCAGACCCAAUUAACGGAAGGUUUCGUUUGGAGAGAAAUACUACUGAUCGCUGACGUUUAAUCGAGUCGAGGAGACAUUGAAGGUCCGUGCGUAUUUUUUUUUUCUUUCAGCCAGACUUGACAGGCGUUUGACAGCUGCUGCGUGGAGUCAGACUGAGCGGCGUUUUAUUUUCACCAUCUAUCCGUGUCUCCCUGGCUGCACAUUGUUGCAUUUUUGGUGCAAUCGCUUAGGCACGGAGGUGAAGCCUCAACAGACUGCAGCGGAAACCCUCUGAGUGGAUGUUGGCUACAAUGAAGGUAACUCUGGAUGGAUUUCUUAAUCAGAGUGACCCCUAUGAAUAUGAAGACUACCAAGGAGAAGAGGAAUCUUUUGGCAGUGAGGCAGUGUGGAUUCCACUUCUGUACUCUGUAAUGGUGAUUGUUGGCCUGCUGGGGAAUGGCCUUGUCCUGGCAGUCCUUGUUCAGAAGGCUCGAUCCUGGAGCGUAUCGGACAGCUUCUUUCUCCAACUAGGUGUGGUGGACAUCCUGCUGCUGUUCACCUUACCCUUCUACGCUGCUCAUGCCAAUGAGAACUGUGGACUGUGCUCACCGCCUUUCCUCAGGAUGUGUGGAGCUAUUUUCAAGAUUAAUAUAUACGUUGGGAUCUUUCUGCUGGUUUGGGUCUGUCUGGACCACUACCUGUCCUCCACGGAUACUUUCAAGUGCUUCUGCCACAGAGACAGCUUGGCCUUCAUGGCCUGGCUGCUCAUCUGGGCCGUCUCUAUUGUGCUUACUGUAAUCGACUGGAAUUCUCUCAAGACUGCGGCUGAUUCAAUGCCAGGGAAAGCCCUCUCCGCUCACAACCCCCCCGAAUCUGGAGUGGACUGGCAGCUGGUUUCACGUGCACUCCACCUUGGAGUGGGCUUCUUGCUGCCUGUUCUGGUCCUAAUUGUGUGCUGCUCUCACAUCAUAGUGCGAUGCAGAUCCAAUAGCCAGCAGAAGAAAAGACCCGUUGUGCUCAUCAUGUCUCUGGUAACAGUUUUUCUACUCUGCUGGAUGCCGUACAACAUCACCCUCUUCAUAGACACCAUCUGCUACACAUCUAAGGACAUUCUGAGCAAGUUCUUUUCAGAUCAUAUUAGUUCUUUGAAAGCAGCUGUGAAAAUCACCUCAUCUGUAGGCUGCAUCAGUGCCACCCUCAGGCCCCUGCUCUAUUUUUUCCUUUGUAGAAACUUCCGGAAAGUAUUAUUCAGCCUUCUUAAAUGUGCUAGAGUUGAAUGCGGGAGCUCACUGUGGGAGCUGGGUGUGGUCGAGGAGGCCCCACAUGACCAGUGUCAGUCAGAGGAGGAGAUGAAACAAAUGACGUGCUCACAACAAGUUUAGCCUGUUUGAUCAUGAUGGACAAAAAUACCCAAAUAUGACUCAGACAUCACCUGACGGAUACCCUGCACAGAGAGGGGAAUUUGUUAAUGCAUAAGACUGUUUUGAGAACGUGGAAAAUCAAUAUUUAUAUUCUCAAGAAUAAAAAUAAAAAAGGGAAAAUACCACAUUGUGUAACAGUGUUACAUUAAACGUUUGACGUUAUUGUUGCACAUAAGCUUCUUGUUUUGAAUGAACAAGUAUAUCAGUCUUUUUAUAUCAUAUUUUGUUGUUGUUUAUUAAUUAAUAGAAUAUAUAUUUUUAAUAUGUACCAAGUAUGCAGAAGUGUCAUUUACAUGUUAACCAAUUAUAGUUGCAAUUAAGAGUAUUCAUCCUCCCUUUUGAAAGAUAUUGCAGUGAUGUGGAUGAAGGAAACUGACAAUAAAUGGCAAAAUAUUUUAUGAUACAUAUGAGUUAUUUUGAUUUAACUGCAAAGGGCAAAUGAAAUGUAACUAUUGACACGUGCUUUGUUGGUCAACCUUCAACGUCAGUAUUUUGUCAAGCCUCCUUAAGCUUUUAUUACAUCAUGCUAACCUAUGUUGCAACACUUCUUGACUGCAGUCUUUGCUAGUUUUUCACUUUGAAAAACCUUCUAGCUCAAGGAAGUUUGAUUGCAUCUGGUGAGCAUUCCUCUUUAAAUCUCAAACAUUAUCAGUCAGAUAUAAAUCUUGUGCGUAAGAUCACUCAAGUAUUUUCUCAUAUAUUCUUCUGAGCCACGCUUUGGUUGAAUUGAAGAUGUGCUUCUGGUCAAUGUCUUGCUGGAAAACCAAAUGAUGACAAAGGCUUGAUUUUUUUCAACAGAGAGCAACAAGUUCCUCUUUAAAAUGACCAGGUUGUUUCCAUGAUGCUGGGCACACAUCACAAUUAUGAUUCCUGCUGUGCUGAAAAACAGCCACACAUCAUCAGUCACCUGCCUCAAGUCUUUACCUUUCUUCUAGUCAUAAGUCCAGCCUUCUGCACGCCAGGCUUAUAGCUGGUCCAUGUGUCCAAACAGUUCUGGCUUAGUUUUAUCGGUAGAUUGAGCUCUCUUCCUGAACUCUGUAGUCUUACCCAGAUACCUUCUUGCAUGUGCUAGUCAACUUUUGAUCUUCCUUGUAGUUAAGAGACGAGUGGAUCUUAGGACUGGGCAAUGGCAUCUGUUCUCAUCCAUUAUAAGUCUAGUUGCCACUAAAACCCUUGUACCAGUCUUCACCAGGUAAUCCUGGAGGUGUCUUCUUUGCUGUUGAUAGCCCUUGAUGAAAUUCUGGCCUGGCAACCACAGACAGGCAGAUCCUCAGCUUUUUUUAAAAAUCCUUAUAAUGCUCCUAAUGGUGAUUGUCAAGAGAUCUUACACCCAAGCCCCCUUCAAGUGUGAUUAAAAUAUUCUUGUCAGCUUUUGCUUUGCUCCGCUUUGUCUUUGCCGUGUUUGCAACUCACCUUGAAUGUGCAUCACAGUUGCAGUAAAUAAAGGAUCAUUAAAGAGUUCUCAUAGACAUAACUGUGUUUUAUCUCCAUCUUAGGCCAUAAAAGUGCUCAGCAAGCUUAAAAAACAACAGCAUUGUGUGGGGGUGUAAUACUUCUGGCAGAGUUUACUCACUAAUACACAAGUUAUUGAGGUUUUUGUCGUGAUUUUAUGUAUCAUUUUGCUCUUUGCAGAAAACUUUCAUUGAAAAAAGACUUAGGUGGUUGAAUAUUUCUGAUUACUACCCUAUGUGAAAACUAGCACCAGAAUCUAUAAGCUAUUUUUAUUAUCUGUGUUACUUCCACACCAAGUCUCGCUUUGUUAUACUUAGUCACUGUGGGUUUGAAAAGCUUUAGCUUUUUGUCUCUAUAAAGCCAAAUGGUUACACCCAAUAAACUGUUUCACUUUCCUUUUA
This is a messenger RNA of Fundulus heteroclitus (mummichog), 3434 nucleotides long. RefSeq names its product C-X-C chemokine receptor type 3. Bases 460 to 1542 code for a protein of 360 amino acids. The record is from RefSeq and is a predicted model, not a curated record. Gene Ontology annotation, molecular function: G protein-coupled receptor activity. The transcript is spliced from 4 exons. Gene Ontology annotation, cellular component: membrane. Gene Ontology annotation, biological process: immune response; G protein-coupled receptor signaling pathway. NCBI's taxonomy places the organism in Eukaryota, Metazoa, Chordata, Actinopteri, Cyprinodontiformes, Fundulidae.